This is a messenger RNA of Dendrobium catenatum, 1416 nucleotides long. RefSeq names its product probable splicing factor, arginine/serine-rich 6. NCBI's taxonomy places the organism in Eukaryota, Viridiplantae, Streptophyta, Magnoliopsida, Asparagales, Orchidaceae. The transcript has 9 exons. Gene Ontology annotation, molecular function: mRNA binding. The record is from RefSeq and is a predicted model, not a curated record. Bases 118 to 1140 code for a protein of 340 amino acids.
GGUUGAAAAAACAAGCUAGGCAUGCUCGUUUUACUCUCACAAGACACCCGACUCCUCGUCGGCACCUUGGUCCGCUUCUAAAACCCUAGCAGAAGCGCGGUGAUUCGAGCAAAGCUGAUGACUAUAGACGACGACAACUCUAUUUACGUUGGCGGCCUCCCCUACGACGCUAGUGAGGCCGACCUCCGCCGUGCCUUCUCCCUGUACGGUUCGGUGGUCGCCGUGAAGAUAAUUAAUGAUCGUGAAGUUGGUGGAAAAUGCUAUGGCUUUGUCACCUUUACUAACCCCAGAUCUGCUGUUGAUGCUAUCAGCGAUAUGAAUGGCAGAACUAUUGGUGGGAGAGUUGUCAGAGUUAAUGACGUUCGACCUAGAGGUGUGAGGCCAAAUUUUCAACGUGACAAUUUUCAUCGUGAUGCCGGGAGGGAAGUUGAUUGGGAUAAUGAAAGGGAUAGAGAGAGGGAAUACGUACGUGAUAGAGAACGCUAUAAAGACAGAAAUCAUGAGAGAUCUAGAGACCGGGAUAAGGAAAGAGAAAGAGAUCAUAAUUAUGCUCGUGACUUUGAUCGUGCAAGAGAGCAAGCUGUAGAUCGAAGUCGGGAUCAAGAUAAUCAAGUUCACGCACAUGACCGCGAUCGGGACUGGGAAAGAGAUAAUGAAAGUGAUUUUGAUGAAGAUCGAGAUGUAGAUGAAGAUCAUGACGCAAGUAGGGAUAAGGGUCAUCAAACCAAAAAUAAGCUUCGUUCUCACUCUGAUGACCGCCAUAGUAGAGAGCUGUCAUCAGAAUUCAGUGAAAAGCACAAUGACCAGGUCAAAGAGCAAUUGGAGAUAUCCAUUCAUAGGCGCGAUGAGCUUCAGAGAGAGCUUGAUCAUCUUGAAGACAAGAUUGAAGCGAAGGAGCAACUUGUUUCAGAUUUGCAGAAGAAAUUUCAGAAAUAUGAGGAAGCAGUGGCUGCUACAAAGAAACUCUCUUCUCAACGUCAAUUAUUACUAGCUAAACUGCACAAGAGCUUCCUACAAGUACAGGACUAUACUGAAAAGCUCAAAACAUCUGAACAGGAUCUCCAGGUACUAGUUGAUAAUGCAAUGUCUGAAGUUCACGAUGGUGAUGAUGUAUCAACCUAUGCAAAUGGCCAGAUUUAAGUCCCUGAGCCAGCUUUGCAUAUUGAGUAAAAUUCCGUUUAAGGAUUAUUUUUCUGUUCGAAGAAUGUAGAUGCAGAAAAUGUUUUUCUUUAGUAUUAGUUACAUAAUAUAAAUUGCCUAACGGCCUUUCAUUUAUUUUAGGGUUGUACAUGGAUCUUGUUGGUCUUCUUUCAGCCUGUUUGUUUAAUUGCUAAGUGCAGCUGUAAGCUUCCCUUUCGUAUCGAAAUUUUGAUUAAUUUAUAAAUGUUGAAUCCUGUAGGCUGGUUUAGAAUUGCA